Molecule: messenger RNA, 1670 nt
Organism: Magallana angulata
Lineage: Eukaryota; Metazoa; Mollusca; Bivalvia; Ostreida; Ostreidae
Exons: 9
Coding region: 16-1605 (529 amino acids)
Source: RefSeq, a predicted model, not a curated record
CGCCUAACCUACCAGAUGUCAACACGUAUUACAGAGUAUCCUAGUGAUAAGCUAGUUGACGGCAAAGUGCUGACUGGACACAUAUCCCAUGGAGCAUGUACCUCAACUUUAGAUGAGAAAGUAGUUGCCAUGUGGAUAGUAGAUCUGAAGAAACCUCGACGAAUUGAGCGCAUAAAUGUAUUUUCAAGAACGGAUAAUUUGACUUGGGAUAAAAGCAAUGAUUUCACCAAAAAGCUUCUUGGAUUUUCCAUCAUUGUAUCUAAUACAUCUGAUCGUCGAGAUGGUGUCGUCUGCUAUCAAGAUACACAAUACACUGCAUCCACGAUACCCGAUAAGGUGGAAAUAUUCUGUUCUGUGAUUGGUCGAUUCGUCUUCUAUUAUAAUGAGAGACUCCCUGGGAUACGUUAUCCAAAGGAUUACAGUAAAUAUGCAUAUGGCGAUCUAUGUGAGAUUGAAGUUUCAGGUUGUCCCGUUGCCGAAUUUGGAUACGAAAAUGCAGAUUGCACUAUCCCGUGCCUUGCCAUGUGUCAUAAAUAUCUGGAGAACUUGAGCUAUAGAAAACCCACAUGGCAGUCCUAUACCUAUGCUGAGUUCGGAUCGAGCGAUAAAGCUGUGGACGGGAGGAAGUCCCGCCAUUAUAGGGAUGGUCAGUGUACAAUCACAAGCCAAUCAGCGAGCAAUACGUGGUGGGUCAAUCUGGAAAACAAGUACAGGAUCGCCUUCAUAACCUUGUAUUUAAGGACGGAUAACUCUACCUUUUAUUUUGGAAGUAUAUUUGCAAAAUAUUACCUCGGGUUUGCUGUGUACGUUUCGAACACGACCAAUAGAAAUGAUGGAGUGUUAUGUUACAAAGAUCGUAGUUAUUCAACACGUACGCUUCCUGAUCGCGUUACCAUUAGGUGUCUGCAGACUGCACAGUACGUCAUCUACUACAAUGAACGUCGACGUGGUGUGGUCUAUGAUUCCGAUUAUUCUCACAACGUGUUUGGAGAUUUGUGUGAAGUUGAAGUUUACGGAUGUCCAAGUCCCGUUGCGGAAGUACCGGAGUGUUCAAAGCCCUGCCCUUCCAACUGUGAGACAUGUUAUCCCAACACAGGGUUUUGUACAAAAUGUAAACCUGGAUUCGAGGGUUCGGCGUGUGAUGUAGUUUGCGAUGCUAUAGGUAGAGCUGGGAUAGCCAACGACGGUUUUUACAAUGGUUCUUUCACUGAUAUGUUCACUUCUGAAGGACACACAUUCUUACCGACGGAACACGGAUUUGCACGUCUCAUCUUGACUCUAUCGGGGAAGUCUUCAAACGUUGCAAAAUUGUCCUUCACUAUCCAUAAGGCAUCUAACGUAUUUGUUGCUUUCGUAAAUAGCACAAAUGAGUAUACCGUAAUGCAUUUCGAGCAAUACACAAAAACGCAACACUGGGAAGUCAACGUAAUAAACGAAUUCAUGUCCAAGGUCCAUUUGAUCCGAAUAACAGUCCAAUUCAAAAUUCCGUUCACCAUCUCAAAUCUGAGACUUCCGUUGCGGGCUUGCUUCAGGAAUGACAGUGACAUUAGUGAAAUGGCAUGGCGCAGACCUGGAAUGUUCAAAUAUGUGCGAGAGAUACACUAAUAAUAUCAUAUUUUGUGUAGAAAUGAUUUAAGUAAAGCAAACCAGGUAGAAAACUUUAUUUCGUC